AUGCUUGCUAUAGGCUAUUGUAGUGAGCAUUAUGAUCGAAAGCUCGAACGGUUCGGCUAUUUUGAACCUAUACUACACUAUCUAAUUGGUGUUGUGGCAGGUGCAGCAGGUGUGCUAACAGGUCAUCCAUUGGAUACGGUUAAAAUACGUCAACAAACUGAAACACAAAGUAUUUAUCGUUGUUGCUCAUCAAUCAUACAAAAUGAGAGCAUUUUGGGAUUUUUUAAAGGAAUGUCAAGUCCAUUGAUAAGUUUUACAGCAAUUCAUGCUAUAGCAUUUGGUGUUUAUGGUAAUACAAUCAAACUUUUUGAUAAUUAUCACAAUUUACUUGGCUCAUUUAUUGCUGGCAAUAUAGCUGGUAUUGCACAAUGCAGUAUAUGUAUUCCAUCAGAUUUAGUUAAAAUAAAGUUACAAUUACAAAAAGAUAACAGACAAAAAUUGUAUAUAUCAUCAUAUGAUUGUGCUCAACAAAUGGUAAAACAACAUGGUUUUUUCUCGAUAUAUAAAGGUACAUGGAUUACAGUUGCACGAGAUGGUCCUGGUUAUGGCAUGUGGUUUGUCACAUAUGAAUUUUGUACACAAAAGUUAAGUAAAGAUGGUACAGCUUCGUCGUUAACUACAUUUCAAUUACUUUUAGCUGGAGGUAUUGCGGGUAUUAUGUCAUGGAUAUGUAAUUAUCCUUUAGAUGUGAUAAAAACACAAUUUCAAGCUAAUGAUAGCAUACAUUCAUAUAAACAAAUUUGUCAAAAUAUUAUGCGAACAUCUGGCAUCAAAGGUUUCUUUGCUGGCAUUUCAGCUACUAUUUUCCGAGCAAUUCCAGCAAAUGCAUCCAUUUUUUUUGCUGCCGAAUGGUCUUAUCGUUUGCUGUAUAAAACUAGCGAGUGGCAUGAAACAUAUUUUUCAAAAAAAUCCAAUGAUUAA
Molecule: messenger RNA, 921 nt
Organism: Brugia malayi
Lineage: Eukaryota; Metazoa; Nematoda; Chromadorea; Rhabditida; Onchocercidae
Gene: Bma-slc-25A29
Exons: 7
Coding region: 1-921 (306 amino acids)
Biological process (GO): mitochondrial L-ornithine transmembrane transport
Cellular component (GO): mitochondrion
Molecular function (GO): high-affinity L-arginine transmembrane transporter activity
Source: RefSeq, a predicted model, not a curated record